AUGAAUCUUCAUGAUGAAAUUCUUGAGCCUGGAGAAUUGCUGGAGGAAGGCUGGUUCUUUGGCAAUUUGCUUGACGGGAAAAAGAAUAUGUUAAGAAGUUAUUCUGAUCCUUGUACAUCCUCAAACACCAGCCAUGAGAUUUUGUCUGAAAAAUCAUAUGAAGAAACCUACGAAUCGAUCAAGAAACUGUCUGUGGGGAUGGAAUUUGAUCGGCCUAAUCUGAUCAGGACGCCGUCAAUGCCUCGAACGAAGAAAUCGAAUAAGGGACGAGGAAAAUGUGUCGAUUUGCUUCGCGCGCCGUCUUUGCCAACUUGUUUGGGAGAAGAUGAAUUUCAAGAUGAAGAGAGUGAGUUUUCUAUGGGAAAGUUGAUUAGGCAAGCUUCUUUAAACCUUUCAGAUAGACGGACUCCUCCAAAGGAUAUGACACAAAGAUACAGCAUACCAAGGCAAUCCCUUCAAAGAAAGCCAGAUAUGGAAACCAUUAACAUGGAGGGCUAUUCAACGACGAAACCGAAAUAUCUAAUCGAUAAGAAAAUAAAGAUGCAAAAGAGCCUCAGUGAUCUCAAGAUUGACGAUAUACGAGGUUUUAAAGAUUCAAGUUUAAGUUACAACAGAAGAGACUCGACUAUGAAUGCUAUUAGCACACUUGAAGAAUACAAAGAGAAGAACACAAGGAGGACUCCGUAUUUUUCUGAGGCGUGGAGAGGGCAAAGCUCUGCCCCUCCAAUUCCAAAAUGGGUCGGGAAGAGAUCGAACGAAGACAUGAAAGCGCAGAUCAAAUUUUGGGCUAGGGCUGUGGCGUCUAACGUGCGACAAGAGUGUUGA
This is a messenger RNA of Fraxinus pennsylvanica, 825 nucleotides long. Lineage: Eukaryota; Viridiplantae; Streptophyta; Magnoliopsida; Lamiales; Oleaceae. The record is from the annotation of a GenBank genome assembly.